Molecule: messenger RNA, 1449 nt
Organism: Dioszegia hungarica
Lineage: Eukaryota; Fungi; Basidiomycota; Tremellomycetes; Tremellales; Bulleribasidiaceae
Exons: 1
Coding region: 1-1449 (482 amino acids)
Source: RefSeq, a predicted model, not a curated record
AUGCCAGCACAGAAAUCACGCGUGGAGAUCACACCCCUCUCUACAUGCGCGGCCUGCGAGACACCGCAAAAAUAUCUUCGAGACCCGCUCAAGCGGUGCGGCAAGUGCAAAACCACACUCUACUGCUCUCGGAUGUGCCAAGCCUCGGACUGGCAGGGACACAAGGCGCGAUGUGGAGCGAUCGCAUCUCCUACGCAUAUCAUAGGCGGGCUCGGGUCUAGCCUGACAAUCGUACAUCCGGCGCCGGCCGCGACUGGAUCAAAGCACAUGGCAAUAUCAGCGCGAAUCGUCCCGGGUCACGAAACCACUCAGGCGUCCACUCACAAGGUCCCAUCUGCUUCAUCAAAAGCGCGUAUCACGGCACCUGGCCGGACUCCAGGCUCACGCCCACCACCGUCGCACAUUGAGUACGAUAAAGGCGGGUCUGCUCUCGUGGGCGAGGUCCUCGCCGAAAUGGGGAUCACCGACCCGGCGAAGAGAGCCCACGCGCACGCGGCGGCCAAGCCUCAUUUCUCCCAGCCCCUCGCUUCCUCCUCCCCGCUCUCCUCCAGCUCAGCUGCACCUAAACCCCACACCUCGUCAGCCAAGCCCUCUUCCUCUCCUAACUGUUCCCCGCCCACCCGGUACGACAUGGGCGACUCUGCCGCUCUCGACAACCUCCUCGCCGGUAUGGGAAUCACCGACCCCUCGGAAAUAGCCGCUAUGCGCGCCGCGUCCAUGCCUACCCUCUCCGUCCCUCCUCGCACCCCCAAAAAGGACAUCCCACUCCCCACCCCGGAGAAUGCCUACCUCUCGGCUCUCCCCCUCUGCGAGGCUAUAGAGCAGCUCAUCGAUGCGUUCAAGCUCCGAUGCGAAGAUGAAAGCCUCUCGAAUGCUCGGUCGGCGGACACUUACGGCGGAGGAUACCGCAUGCCUCUCUUCCGCGCGUACCUUGACGCUGCGGAGGAAAGGGGGACUCUGCCUGGAUGGUGGAAUUGGGAGAACAGGGAGACGACGGAGGGUUUGGUUUGUGACAAGGAGGCGGGGGUCUAUCUGUGGGAUACGGUGUCAGAGCAGGAGCUCAGGGAGAAAUGGGAGGAUCAGGCGGUGCCGACGAAGCUGCGCAAGUUGGCCGAGGAGAUAUAUGGGAUGGAGGUCAAGAGGAAUGGAGGGAGUGAGACGGGCCGAAAGACCGCAACGGCCAAGCACCUCGCGACCUCGGCUACUCCUCUCUCGUCCGCUCGCGGUGCCGCGCCACCCGCUGCUACCAAAGCGUCCGCCCCGCCCGCGGCACCGGUCACAACAUACCGGCCUUCACACCGGCCUCCUCCACCUGCCGCCCACAACGACGGUGGGUCUGCUCUUCUCGACGAGCUCCUCGCCCUUAUGGGCGUCACCGAUCCCGAGGAAGUAGCCGCAGCGCGCGCAGCCACGGUGCCCCAUCUUUCUGCGCGUCCAGGUCGGGCGUAG